Messenger RNA from Penicillium longicatenatum, 495 nucleotides. RefSeq lists its product as uncharacterized. NCBI's taxonomy places the organism in Eukaryota, Fungi, Ascomycota, Eurotiomycetes, Eurotiales, Aspergillaceae. The coding region runs from base 1 to 495 and encodes 164 amino acids. The transcript has 2 exons. The record is from RefSeq and is a predicted model, not a curated record.
AUGACCGUAAACAACUUCUACGAUCUGCAGACCAUAUGUCUACGCACAUGCUACGAUCCACGUUUCGAGGAGAAAUACCAAAAACUUCUAGAAGCAUCCGGAGCUUCUGUCUUAGACUACAUUCGGGUCCUGGAUGAUUCCACGCGCUAUGAUAUCGAGAAUAGAAGCAAGAACUUCUGGCGCCAAGUUUUGAUCCAAGAACAGUGCGACGAAGUCCGAGAGCUUGCCUUGGCGGGAUUGAGAGUUCAAGCUGGCAUCUACCUCCUGGAUAAGGACUCCAUCAAGUCCGGGGUCAUCACAGUCCUCUGGCUCGACGAGCACGGGGAUCUGGCCUGGGAAAGCCGACUGGACCCGUUGAUCUGCGAUUUGGAAGAUUUAGCCGUUGCUAUGGAGGCGCAGCCAAUUAACUUGGUUGACAUCACCGAUUGUGACGGAAGACUCGUCCCGUGGGUUAUGGAUCAAGAAGACGAGGGGUGCUCCUCGGCGGAGAGUUAA